AUGAUUCAAAAAUUUACUUGUGUUCCAAAAUCCGAUUAUGAUGUCAUUAUUAUUUCCAAUGGGACUAUAAAUCAAAUAGAAUCAAAAUUGAUAGAAAUCAAUGAACAUGCAAAUAAUACCGUGCCUUUGAAUUCAAAGAUUACAUAUUUAGACGAUUUUAAAGCAUUGGUUACUCAUUUACAUAGUAAAGAUAUCAAAACAUUUCCUGGAAAAGUAGUCUUUAUGUUCUUCAAUGGUUUAGAAUAUAUUCAACAAUUAAUCAGUGAUUUAAUUGAUCAUUAUAGUAAAUAUAUAGUGACACAUUUUAUUCAACAAAACAAAUCACAAAUAAAUUCAUUUGAAAAAUUAGAAAAUGUUUAUUUAUAUUUCGAUUCUUCAAUAACAAUGAUACAAAGACCAAGUUCACCAUAUGAUUUCUUAUUAUAUACUAACAACGAUGACUAUGAAAGUCAACUUAAUACAAUUGCCAAUAUUGCAAAUGAUGUUAUUAAAAAGAUGAAUUUUGUUAUUGGGAAGAUUAGAGGAGUUUAUAUUGAUGAUUUACAAUUAGAUGCUAAAGAAGGUAUUAUUCCUAUGAGAUCUAGUCGUCCACUGGUGGAGAAGACUGAUUUAUCUUGCUUUUCUCAAUUAGUUAUGAGUGAUAUAAUUUUGUAG
Molecule: messenger RNA, 654 nt
Organism: Hemisphaericaspora subhashii
Lineage: Eukaryota; Fungi; Ascomycota; Pichiomycetes; Serinales; Debaryomycetaceae
Exons: 1
Coding region: 1-654 (217 amino acids)
Source: RefSeq, a predicted model, not a curated record